UCAAGGUCCAUAGAUAACAAGCCCAUACGUGACUGUGUGAGAUCUGGGCAGGUAGGUUAUGUGGUUUCAAGGGGCUGGGGGUUGUGGGAAUACAACUGAGAAUGGCAUUAAAGUAUAUUAUAAUUAUGACUACCAGAAGGAGGAGCUGAACCUGAACCAGAGGGGCUGCAGACAGGCCCUGCUGGGGCACUACACACAGAUAAUGCAGUCCAUUGGCUUAAUUGUUCUCAUCAUCUGGCUUUUUGAGGUGUCAGAGCUGACAGGAGUGCGUUAUAUUCAGACAGCAAUGGAGAAUGUGAUGAGGUUAGGAGACCCUGACUCUGAGUCUGACAGCUGGCUUCUGGAGAACAACUUUGCGGACACUGCACGUUAUAACUUCAACAUCAUCGAGAACCUAGGCAAGUGCUACCAGAUGGAUGACGAUCCCAACAUAGACGUGCCAAGCACCAGCCAGCAAGCACAAGAGAAUGUGCCUGUAAAGCAAAUCCCUGUCGCCCGAUAGCACAAGAGACAUUGGACACUACUGUUUUAUAUAAGCCUAAAUUGUUUUGCAAUAUAUUAAACCUGCUUAUUCUUUUAAUUGUAAUCUUGUGCACCACUUUCUAAGGAUAUUCACAAAGAAUCAUAUUAAUUACAUACUGGAACAUGUUCGUUCCCUUACGAAAAAGA
This is a messenger RNA of Cyprinus carpio (common carp), 669 nucleotides long. Its product is annotated as photoreceptor outer segment membrane glycoprotein 2-like. The coding region runs from base 59 to 502 and encodes 147 amino acids. The record is from RefSeq and is a predicted model, not a curated record. The transcript is spliced from 2 exons. NCBI's taxonomy places the organism in Eukaryota, Metazoa, Chordata, Actinopteri, Cypriniformes, Cyprinidae.